ACGAACAUCAUGGCGACCCCGACGACCACCUCGCAGGCCGCUACCAGAGGCUCGAAUAAAUUCGAACCCAGCGAUAACUUCUUCGAAGUCAGAGAGGAAGAACUAGGCUGGACCACGGUGUACGAGAUAGCGAAAAAAUUCAAUGGCUGGAGGCAAGUGCCGCCCAAUGUAUACAGAUCCCAUGGGCACAAGUACUCAGACGAGGAGAUGUACGGGUACCUGGGCAGAGACAUUGAGAGGGACGGGCCGCUGACUGAAAACCUGCAAUGGGUGACAGCGGAUGGGGAGAGUUUGAAAGAGUAUACGUUGAAUCAUGGAUGGAAGGAGGGGCAGGGACCGCCGCUGGACAAGUGGAAGGAGGUGGCUAAGGAUAAAGGCUAUUGGAGGGAGCUGAAGAUGACGAGGAACCAAGAGGAUAGGGAGGAGAAGCGAAAGGAACUCAAGGCCAAACAAGCAACGGAAGGAUCGGAGUGA
Molecule: messenger RNA, 474 nt
Organism: Trematosphaeria pertusa
Lineage: Eukaryota; Fungi; Ascomycota; Dothideomycetes; Pleosporales; Trematosphaeriaceae
Exons: 2
Coding region: 10-474 (154 amino acids)
Source: RefSeq, a predicted model, not a curated record